Iphiclides podalirius (scarce swallowtail) is the source of this 246-nucleotide messenger RNA. The record is from the annotation of a GenBank genome assembly. NCBI's taxonomy places the organism in Eukaryota, Metazoa, Arthropoda, Insecta, Lepidoptera, Papilionidae.
AUGCUGUUUAAACUUGGUCUGUUGUUCGCCGCGAUCUGUUUGGGCGUAGCGUUCGCCAGGUUGCCGUGCCAGUGCCCCCUAGUUUCUGAUCCAGUGUGCGGCUCAAACGGACAGACGUACGGGAGCAUGUGCUUCCUGGACUGCGCACGCUUACGCGAACCGAACGUGACGCUGGCCAGCGUGGGGCCCUGCGAGAUCAACAGCGGCGGAGUUGCCCCAAGGCCCGGGCCUAGGGCGGCUCGACAU